UGGAGACCAGAGAUGAUGGAGAACAGGGCUGCGCCGCUGACAGACGGUGAAUAAAAAGCUGGGAUUGCCCGUUAGCUGCAGAUUAACAGCCCGUCGUUGUUUGGCUGCUUUUGUCGGACAGCUUAGUGUUACACAGCGGCUUCAUCAGCUAGCCGCUGGUCAUGUUAGCUAAUCAGCUGCCGUGUUGGUAGCAGAACAGCGGAAUGCCGUUUGGGAUCUACCUGAUCGUUUCCACCUUAUUUUAACCUGGUUCAUUAUUGCAGGUGCAUGAGGCCUUUGGGUGCUGCUGGGAGAACCCAUGGAGCCAGACGUCAUACCCUUGAACUCGUCCUCCCCGCCUCUGAUGGAUGAUGAUGGUGACGGGGAGGUGGCAUCAGAGGAGGAUGAGUUCAGGGACUUUUCUCUUGGGAUGUCCUGCUCCUCUCUCGGUUUUGCUGACGGUACUAAGCCAACUUCUAGUUUGAGACCUCCUUCUCCUACCAUAGAACCAGCCACCCAUCAACCUGGCUGCAGCUCUAAUCACCCAGUUGAACAAUCCCAGCCUACAUCCAAAGUGAUGUUGGAGGCCAGUAAGACUCAAAUGGAUGUGGGAGGAAAGGAUUGUAAUGCUGAACCUUCUUUGCACCUCACAAACGGAUUUGCUCAAAGUGAGCAUAGCUCUGGGGGCCACACUGCUUCUGUAUUGGGUGGUUGGGCUCCUGUGGAGGAAACAGGGUUUGCUGAUUUCACUGUGUUUACAGAGCAGACAGGACACCCCUGGUGUUGUGGCUUCUCUCCAACAGGCAACACAGAGCAGAAGGACGGCAGAGCAAGAGGGACUAACAGCAGCUUUAGUGACCAAAUCUGUGAUUCAGGACAGGAUGUUAUGGAGUCUGAGUGCAGCUCUCAUUGUGCACACAAGGCAAAACAAAACAUCCUGACUGAGAUCAAGGACUGUGAGAAAAGAGAUGCAGCACUUGUGCAACAAUCUCAGGUCCAUCAUGAGCCUCAGGAAGCUGCAGGAGCUUUGAAUUUUCCAUCUGAAGAGGAGGCGCUAGACAAGCCUGGGGAUAGUCAGAGGGACAGGAGGCAUAGUUUUAAUUCUUCUCAAACCUCUGAGGUACAGGAGGAUGGAGAUACAGAAGAAAUCUUUCAAACGUGCAUUAUGUAUGAGCCUACUUCAGAGGACUUGGCAUCCUUCAGUGAUGAUUUGUCAUUUGAAGGUGCUUCUGCCGACUUGGAACCAAAUGUUUCAUCCCUUGCUUCUCAAGACGAUCAAACUGAUUGGGACCAGUUUGAUGAAGAGGACGAAGAUCUGGGAAGCUCCGGACGUUUGGACUCUUUUGUUAACAGCAGUGUGGCGAACCUCAACCAGACUCAGUCAGACAUGGGUUUUCAUCACUGCAACCAAAAUGCGACUCAGGAAACUUCUGCUACCUCCAAUCCGUCACCAUCUGGAACAAAUUUGCAAAACAGAUUUGCUGACUUUACUGACAGCAGAUUUGAGCAUCACAGGGACCAAGAAGAUGUUCAAACAGCUGAUGCAGGGGUGCAGAUUCUGGGAAAUCUCCCACUGAGUGACAGCUUUGCAGAUUUCUGCUCAGCGCCCACGCAGGUGGAUGGAGGGGGGUCGUGGGCAGAAUUCAACGACCAGAGUCCAGAGGAUGGAAAAAGCUGGACACAGUUCAGAGCGCCAGUCAGCAGCCUGCAGACUGAUGGGGACGCUGAGGAGGAGGAUGAGCAGGACAGAGCGGAAAGAACAAGAAGGAACAGCUGUCAGGCUUCACUGUCCUGCCGUGUCCAGGAGCUCCUCCAGGCCAGUUUCCCAGAGGUAGUGGUCCCAGCUGUGGCAAGUGAGAAGGAGCUGCUUGGCCUCAGUGCUUUGGUUCAAGCUCAGCAUCUCUCUGAGAGUGACGAGGACAUGCCAGACCUCAGCAGUGCUCAGCGGAUUCAGCAGGAGAUGUUGAGGCUGCAUGAGGACAUCCACAGUGCAGUUGGACUCCAGUUUCAGUGGGGUGGCUCCCAUACUAACAGGACCCUGCUCAGUUGCCUUGGCAUGAACACAAGAAACAUUGUGUUCAUUGGGAGGAACAAGCAGCCUGUGACUGUUCCUGCUUUUGCAUCCGGUCUGGGAAUGCUUGAGCCCACCACCAAAGACUCUGUGCCAGCUGUCUGUUCUCCAGGACAAGCAGCUGUUACAGCACAAGCACCUCCAGGGCCCCGGGACAUACCCGACCCCUCAAUACAUUCAGUGCAGGAGGAGCUCCCUUGCAGCCAGCUGGACUGGAGCAGUCGUGGCCUUAGCAGCUCUCAGGACGGUACGUCCCCUCGCCGAGCCCCUCACUUCUGGGGUCGGAGGUAGACUACCAGCCAUCCCCUACAUGGCUUCUAUUAAUAAAUAGAGAAUUUACUCUGGGCUCCUCACUUCCUUCACAGCAUGUGCUUUUUCUUUGAAUUGACUGUUUCCCCUCUGCAGUAAUGUGUGACCACAACAUUUUCCUUUAUAAAUAAUUUCCUCUGAAGAAUAUCGAUCACCCAGUAUUUUGAAAUCCUGACCAAAAACAGGGGAAACACUGUGCUGACCUACCUUUUUCCUCUCUCCUUCACACUAUUCUGUUGUCACAUCUGUACCAGCUGUUCUGUUCAUAAAUAAUUUAUCUCAGUAUUUCAGUCCCAUUGAGGGGAAAAUUUCAAAUGUACAAACACCUGAUGUGUGAGAAGCCGAAUGAAGACACGAUGUGCAUACUGAGAUGUUACUUGCCUGUUUUGUGGUCCUCUGGGGUUUUUGAUCCACUGGGAAUUUCACAGUAGUGCUAAAUUAAUGAUUUUUGCACAGCAUCUAAUACUGAUCUGAUCUUAAUUUGUUGACUCACUGAGCGUGAACGUAACAUGUACUCCAGUGAUUUAAUGGAUUUGUUAAUCCUAAGGACCAAUUUUUUUUGUAUUGGUGGUAACUGUGGAGGUUAAACUCCUACCUCCUUAGUAUUAAUAUCGUCAACCUGUUGCCCAUUGCGUGACUAAAUUGCUCUAAUUUUUAUAAAUAAUUUUUCAUGCCUUCAAUCAUUAGACAUUUUUUUUUGGUAAAGGCAAAUCAAAAGAGACUCGUCUACACAGAUAAUGCAGUGUUUUGUGUUUUUGCUCAGGAACGUUUUAUUAAGUUAAUGAGAAUCCCGAGUUAAUGAAGUAAUGUUUAGUUUUAAUUUUUGCAGUUUUCAGAUGGUUUGUAUUCAUCCUAAAACUUAAACUUAUAAUUUUGAAAUGAUUAAUUAUUCUCUUUGCUAAAAACAAGGUGUGAUCCACAGAUAACAGCAAAUUAGAUUCAAAUUCGGCCGCUCUCCCUUCAGUAGUCUCCCUGUGUGCAUCUGGAUCACUUCCAGCACAGCUGCUAUUUUUAUAUUGUUCCCUGGACGUCCAGUUCUGACUGCCUAAUUUCACCAUGAAUCUCUAACUGUUAGAAAGGGCAAAGAUCAAUUUCUGUAUAAACAUACCCAGUUUAGGAUUAUCUGUUUUUAUCUGAUGAUGAGAGCUGGGUCUUUGGAUAUGACCAAGACACCAAACAGUAGUUUUCAGUUGAAGAGUCCACUGGCCAAUUCCCAAAAGCCAACCACAAGCGAGCUCAUCAUUCGCAGCAUCACCCACCGCAGGUUCAUUCCUGAGCUUCAGUGGACUGAAGAGUUUGAGGGAGAAUGUUUGGUGCAAACGACCUGACCUGUGUCACAUGCCACGUUUUUAGCCAGACCAACACAAUCUUUGCUCAACACCCAUCAUAUGCACCAGAUUUGGCUUUUAGCAACUUCAUCGUCUUCCUCAAAAAGUGAUUCAAGUUGUAAAGUCACCUUUUUGACUCAAUGAAAAGGGACGUCCAGAGAUUUCCAUGGAUCCAUCUGGAGGACGCACAAAUGCUGUUAAUGGUUUAGAGGUGCACAAGGAGAUGGUCUUGAAGGGGACCUCAGUUAAAUAUAAGUGGGAUACAGGUUUUUUUUAUGGGUGGAAUUGCAGAACUUUUUUGAUGAGACUGCAUACACAAAACAAAAAAUGGAAAGGAAAAAAAAAAAAGCCAGGUAGGAAAAUCCUAAUGGCUCUUUUGCAAGUUAUUGAGACAGGGAAUUAAAAAAAAAAAAAAAAUGUCAUAGUGGUGAUAAACAAACUUUGCCAGAAAAGUUUGUUUGUUGCUGCAUGUGUUUGAAGAUAGUAAAGCCAAAGUGUGCUUAAAAAAACCAUUUAAUACAGUGUGGCUAAAAAAGACUGAAAACAUAACUUACUAACUUAAAAACCUGAAUUGUGGCUACUAACAAGAAUAAUAAUAAAACAAAAUUGUAGCAUGCAAGGUAACAUCCUUUCUGAUGGUGUUAAUUGAUCUACACGUAUAUAUUUCUAAGGAUGGAGCUGAGCAGCUGUCAAACCUAUUUCUUGGACUUAAGCAGUGAGCUCCUUGAUUAAAUCUGCAGGUGUCCAUACAGAGGCGCUGGCCUAGCUAAAGAAGGCUGUCUUACUUCUUUUGAUAAGUUGAGUUCAGUGAUUUUGAAUUUUUCACAUCUGCAUCACUAGGAAGACAGCCUUAGGAAAAAAAAAAAA
This is a messenger RNA of Archocentrus centrarchus (flier cichlid), 4554 nucleotides long. Its product is annotated as aftiphilin. Bases 299 to 2341 code for a protein of 680 amino acids. The record is from RefSeq and is a predicted model, not a curated record. The transcript is spliced from 7 exons. Gene Ontology annotation, molecular function: clathrin binding. Lineage: Eukaryota; Metazoa; Chordata; Actinopteri; Cichliformes; Cichlidae. Gene Ontology annotation, biological process: intracellular transport. Gene Ontology annotation, cellular component: trans-Golgi network membrane; AP-1 adaptor complex.